UUGUCAAACUGACAAAACUUGUGUAGUGCUCAGCGCCGCUGGCUUUUAGUCCGUCAAAUUUUACUCGGCGACGUAUUCAGUAGUUUUCUUUAAUUGUUCAUGGAGCACGAAGCACGGGUGGAAACCCCGUCAGCUGGAGACGAGAUGACAGACAUCGUGCUGGUUGAUUCGGAGUCUUACGUUAACGUUGAACUCGACGUGGAACAGAACAAAGUGGAACAGAACAAGUCCGGUGCAAUAACUCAAGCUCUCUUUCAGAAUGCAGAGGAUGAAGAUGAGAGUGAUGAGAGUGAUGAUGACAGUGGCACAGACCACUUCAACAGUGAAAAGUCGGGCACUCAGCUGCAGAGAUGUGAGCGUAAUAGAGGAGUGAAUUCAAGUCUCCCUGACACCUUCCAGACCAGCCAUCUGCUCUUCUAUGAGCGGUUCAAGGCGUACCAGGACUACAUGCUCGGAGACUGUAAACCCUCCGAGGUGAAGGCCUUCACCGCAGACUACCUGGAGAAGGUGGUGGAGCCGUGUGAUUGGUUGGCUCUGUGGUCUAUUGAUGUCUUUGAUGUUCUGGUGGAGGUGCGGGAUGUGGACUGGAAGGACCUGAAGGCGUGCGUGGGGCUGGUGCUGCCUCUGCAGUGUGAGACCAGAGGCUGUGAACUCACCGAGGAGAGUAUGGAAUCCCUAUUGGAGGCCACUCAGCACAAAGUCCCCCUGCAGGAGCUCCAGGUGGUCUACGACCAGUCUGGGGACUUUGAUCAGACCGCCCUUGCACUUGAGCACCUCAGGUUUUUCUAUAAACACAUCUGGAGGCAGUGGGAUGAGGAAGAUGAAGAUGAUGACUUUGAUUACUUUGUUCGUUGUGUGGAGCCUCGUCUCAGGCUCUACUACGACAUCUUAGAGGACAGAGUCCCAGCAGGCCUGGUGGCAGAGUACCAGUCCUUACUGAAAAACUGCUCCCAGUGCUUCCAGCAGUUCUCGGUGCUGUGCAGCGACCUGAGCACUGACUCGGACUCAGAGCUGGACAACGUAUCCAUGGUGGAGGGCCUGAAGCUCCACGACCAGCUGGAGACUUUGAAACGCAAGCUGCACAUCUUCGAGAACCCCCUGUUGAGGUACGUGCUGGGCUACAAAGGUAAUGCCAGGCAGCAGUGUGUGCAGAGCCGUGGGCCCCGGGCAUCUGGUAUGAAGGUGGUCCAUGUGGUCACAGCCUCCUGCAGCACCGUGCAGCUCCAGUCCCUCCUCCGUGACAGACUGCUGCCUCUGUGCUCCUCUGAGGACACUGAGAUUCAGUUCCACAGAGACCCAGUAUCAGCGGUGGAUUCGUGCCAUCAGGGCGACGUGGUCCUUGUUCUCCCAGGGAUCUACAGUGUCAGCAGCUCCAUCUUCCUACCAGACUCCAUCACUAUAGAAGGCUUCGGGCUUCCUGAUGAGGUGGUGAUUGAGAAGAAAAACAAGGGCGACUCAUUUGUGGAGUCUACAGGAGCCGAUGUCAGACUGUCCAACAUCAAGUUCAUCCAGCACGAUGCUAUCGAGGGCAUUCUGUGUGUGCGUCAGGGCACUCUGAACAUGGAGAACUGCGUGCUGCAGUGCGACACCACCGGAGUCAUCGUCCGAACGUCGGCCCGUCUGGACAUGAACAUGUGCGACCUGUACGGCUCCAAGGGGGCUGGUGUGGAGAUCUACCCGGGCAGUGUUUGCAAUCUAGUUGGAAACGGCAUCCACCACUGUAAGGACGGAAUCCUCAUCAAGGACUUUGCUGAUGAGCUGGAUGUGAUGCCGUCCAUCACCAUGGAGAACAACGUGAUCCACAACAAUGAAGGCUACGGGGUGAUUCUAGUGAAGCCCAACACAAGUAAAGAAGACCCUGCUGCUGACCCAACUGCUGAAGACAAGCAGCACGGGGGCGUUCCAGACGCUCCCUUCGUCUCCACAACCAACCAGACCCCCAGCAGCUCGGCAGACGUUCAGCCCGAGUCUGCCGAGAACAACAGCAGCACAGACGGCGGCGUAGCCUCCACCUCAGGCAGGAAGUGGCAGUUUAGUCGUCAGCUGAGCAGAAACAAGGAGACGUCCUGCAGCCGAGUCGUCCAGGAUCUGAUGGACCACCAGAUCUUCGUCUCCAUUCAGGGAAACCAGUUCAGACGCAACGGCAUGGGCGACUUCGGCAAUUUUUUCUACUGACAAGCAACUUGAGGCUGAACGUCGACACGCCUGCACGCUCUGAACCAGUCUGCAACAUUUAUUUGAAGACAGCUUCAAGUUUGAGAUGAUUUCUUUAGUUUGUCGUGAAAUAAAAUUGAUGAUUGAGGAGCUCUGCAGAGAGGACGAUAACACAGGAAGUGUGUUUCUGACUCUGCCCUGCACCUGUUCAAACCAACGAUGACUGACCCCCCCCCCCCCCCCCCCCCCCCCCCCCCCACAUUCAAACUCGCACAGAUGCUUUUAUCUUAUUUAUUGGGCUCCUGACGCUAAAUGUUUUAACUUUUUAAAAAUGGUUAUUUGUUUGAAAUCAAUAUGUCACUUUGAAUGCAGUUUUGGUGGUUUGACUACACAUAAGCUCACAAUAAACUUUGUUAUUUUCCGGUGGUGGCUCGCUGAAAGCAGUGCACUGUUUAUUAGUUCACACAUUAUUAUGUUAUGAGUUAGCUGUUCACACGGUGCCUCAGGUGUUUUUAAAGGUUUGAUUAUGUGUUUUAUGGAAGUCUCAAGGUUGGCAGGAGCCCAGUGAAAAUAAACAGUGAAGUUUUAUAUUGCCAUUGACUGAUACAAACGAGUCUUUGGUUUUAACUGCUGCAUCUGGAAGUUGUGAAUGUGAUGAAUUUCCUGCAGAUUAAAAAGUGUCUGUUGAAACCUCCAUAUGUGGUGGUGCAGUACUGAUCAUCCUUCUAUAAUGUGAUAUAACCUGACUAAAACUGCAUCAGUCUUAAAUGCUGUGGAUCAUUGUUAAAUUCUGAAGAAGCAACACAGCAGCAGUCAGUCACAUUGAUGGAGCAGCAGACAGCUGAGACCUCAGAUCUUUGUGCUCACGUGUCAAAACUAAACAAGUGAGGCUCCUCUGGUUCAUUUACAAUAUUUCAUUUUAAACACAAUUAUAACCAAAAGCCAAAGUUGACUUUGUAUUUAUUUAGUGUCCAUCCUCCAACAAAAGAACCGGGUGAUCUGUGCACUCUUUCAGCAGGAUGUGCUGUGAGUUCUUUAUUUUAUUAGAAUCCUUUUAUUUCUUAUAUUUGCUGGUACAUGUUUGGACCUUACACCACAAAUGGAUGAUCAACGUUACAUUAAGAGAGUGAAUAUUAGAGGUUUAUUUGAGAUUCAUUCACAGACUUUUAGAAAUCUAGUCACUAUCUUAUAGAAAUACUAUUGGCACUUUUGUUUUCUGUGACGAAACACCACCUUUAUCAGCUGUAAUUAUUAGUGAAAAGCUAAUAUUACAAAAUGUAAAUAUUAGUAAAAUGUUUGGAAGGAUCUUUGUGAAAUCCAGAAUCUGUCUUGUCUUCCAUCUGAAGUGGGAAAAUGUUUGUUUGGCUGACUUGGAGAUGGACUGGGACAAUGCUGCAAGAUUUCCUUAUAACAUUAAAUUCAGACUGGUCAGAGACCAAUAUGUCUUUAA
This is a messenger RNA of Micropterus salmoides (largemouth bass), 3604 nucleotides long. It is a transcript of the gene shcbp1, whose product is annotated as SHC SH2-domain binding protein 1. The transcript has 13 exons. The record is from RefSeq and is a predicted model, not a curated record. The coding region runs from base 100 to 2175 and encodes 691 amino acids. Gene Ontology annotation, biological process: fibroblast growth factor receptor signaling pathway. Lineage: Eukaryota; Metazoa; Chordata; Actinopteri; Centrarchiformes; Centrarchidae.